UGAAGGGGAGCUUUCCUGGAUUUCACUGCACCUGGGAAUUCCUUCUGGGCUGGUUCAGAUUCCUCCCCGCGAACAUACAUACAUAUAGCUGUAAAUAAAUACGCGUCAGGGUGUUGUUUUCAGGCGAAGUUCCUUUCCAACCAACAUGGAGCAUAACAGAAUGGAUUAUUUCUGCGAUCAGGUGCCGCAGAAAGAUGUGGGCCGCAGGAUGCAGGUCGGCCAAGAAUUUCUGGAGUAUCUGAACGAUCCCAGCGUUUCCACUGAUCUUGAGCAGGAUCAGCAACGCCUUGAUAAAGUCAUUGAUGAAUUGGGGAUGGUGAACUCUAGUAAUUAUAAGGUAUCACUACUUGGAUUAGAUCUUCUGGGUGCCUUUGUUGACAGACUUUCAGGACGCUUCAAAUCCUAUAUAGGACCUGUUCUUAUAGUUUUGAUGGAUCGAAUGGGAGAUGCCAAAGAUCAAGUUCGAGAUCAAGCACAGAAUCUUGUAUUGAAACUAAUGGAGCAGGCAGCUCAGCCAAUGUUCGUCUGGGAACGUCUUGUCGCUGUUAAACACAAGAACUAUCGUUCACGAGAAGGAGUGUGUCUGUGUCUUAUUGCAACAUUAAACACCUAUGGUGCACAAUCAUUAAUUCUCAACAAACUGGUACCACACUUAUGCAUCUUGUCUGGAGACUCCAAUAGCCAGGUGAGAGAUGCUGCAAUAUUGGCGAUUGUGGAGAUUUAUAGGCAUGUUGGAGAGAAAGUAAGAAUUGAUCUUAACAAAAGAGGACUUCCCUCUGCAAGGUUACAAACAAUAUUUAUGAAAUUUGAUGAAGUGAAAAACGGUGGCAAUAUGAUUUCAAGCAACUUCAGUGAUAAAAGCUUUGAUGAUGAAGAGUCAGUGGAUGGAAAUAGGCCAUCUUCAGCUGCCUCAGCCUUCAAGGUUCCUGCAGCCAAAAAACCUGCAACUCCCUCAAAUACUUCAAGAAAGCCAGGUUCUGCUGGUGGGCCUAAGGUUGGAGGCACCACCAAGGAAGGAGGAGCUGGUGCUGUCGAUGAAGAUGAUUUUAUAAAGGCAUUUACAGAUGUUCCUACUGUACAGAUUUAUUCUAGUCGUGAACUCGAAGAGACGCUAAAUAAAAUCAGAGAAAUCUUGUCAGAUGAUAAGCAUGAUUGGGAUCAACGAGCCAGUGCGCUCAAGAAGGUCCGGUCGUUACUUGUUGCUGGAGCUGCUCAGUAUGACGGAUUUUUCCAGCAUUUACGGCUGUUGGAUGGAGCAUUUAAAUUAUCAGCUAAAGAUCUCAGAUCACAAGUGGUUAGAGAAGCAUGCAUUACAGUAGCACAUCUUUCAACCGUUCUGGGAAACAAGUUUGAUCAUGGCGCAGAAUCCAUUGUGCCUACUCUGUUUAAUCUGGUUCCUAAUAGCGCCAAAGUUAUGGCUACUUCUGGGUGUGCAGCCAUUAGAUUUAUCAUUCGUCAUACCCAUGUGCCCAGACUCAUACCUUUAAUAACCAGCAACUGUACCUCAAAAUCUGUUGCAGUCAGGAGGCGCUCUUUUGAAUUUCUAGACCUGUUGUUACAAGAGUGGCAAACGCAUUCCUUGGAAAGGCAUGCAGCAGUCUUGGUUGAAACUAUCAAAAAGGGUAUUCAUGAUGCUGAUGCUGAAGCAAGAGUGGAGGCAAGAAAGACUUACCUAGGUCUAAGAAAUCAUUUUCCUGGUGAAGCAGAGUCGUUGUAUAAUAAUCUUGAGCCAUCCUAUCAAAGAAGCCUGCAUACAUACUUAAAGAAUUCGGGUAGUAUUGCAUCACUUCCACAGUCUGACAGGUCAUCCUCCAGUUCACAGGAAAGCCUCAAUCGUCCCUUCGCAUCAAAAUGGUCCACAUCCGGUUCAACAACUAUGGCUGGCAGAGUUGCAGGAACUACCAAGUCUGUUCCAAGCCCAGGAAUGCUACAGAGAUCUCGCAGCGACAUAGAUGUCAAUGCUGCUGCUGGAGCGAAGGCACGUCAUGCUGCUGGUCAGCCAACGGGAGCUGGCCGUUUAGCAGCCGCUGGUCUACCUCCAGGAUCAUAUGCUUCACUAGAGGAUACUUCUGACAAGAUGGAUGGAACAGCUUCUGAGGAUGGACGUGUGCGAACCAAGCUUUCAGCACCCUCUAUUGGCAUGGGAAACUCAAAGACGGAUUCCAGAGGCCGUAGUCGAACAAAAGUUGUGUCUCAAUCUCAGCGUUCAUCGUCGCCAGACAAAAAUGAAGCUGGCAGCCGUUCUGGUUCCCCUGGAAGAGUUUUGACUACAACUACACUCUCGACUAUGAACACAGGGGUUCAGAGAGUGCUAGUCAGUCAUGCAACAGCACAAAAGCGAAGCAAGAUUCCGCGAAGUCAAGGAUGUAGCAGGGAGGCGAGUCCUUCAAGACUAUCAGUUGCACGAGGUAGCCGUAUUCCUCGGCCUAGUGUGAGUCAGGGGUGCAGUCGGGAAGCCAGCCGUGAAAGUAGCAGGGAUACAAGCCCUGUCCGCUCUUUUGCGCCCCUUGCUUCCAGGCAUCACUCCAGAUCCACUGGUGCCCUCUACUCUCCAGAUGUUUAUGGGGCUACAGGCACAGGUUUUGGAAUAAGUCAGUCAAGUCGGUUAUCCUCAUCAGUUAGUGCCAUGCGUGUCUUGAACACAGGCUCCGAUGUGGAAGAAGCAGUAGCAGAUGCUUUGCUCUUAGGAGACAUACGGACUAAGAAAAAGCCGGUGCGAAGGAGAUACGAAUCCUAUGGAAUGUACUCCGAUGAUGAUGCCAAUAGCGACGCAUCCAGUGCCUGCUCAGAAAGAUCGUACAGCUCUCGGAAUGGCACCAUCCCUACGUAUAUGCGGCAGACAGAGGAUGUGGCCGAAGUCCUCAAUCGCUGUGCAAGCUCCAACUGGUCAGAAAGAAAAGAAGGUCUUCUGGGGCUACAAAAUUUGUUAAAAAACCAGCGAACUUUAAGUCGCGUUGAAUUAAAAAGGUUGUGCGAAAUCUUCACAAGGAUGUUUGCUGAUCCUCAUAGCAAGAGAGUGUUCAGCAUGUUUUUGGAAACUUUAGUUGACUUCAUUCAAGUCCAUAAAGAAGAUCUACAGGACUGGCUCUUUGUCUUGCUGACACAGCUGUUGAAAAAAAUGGGUGCUGACUUGUUGGGGUCCGUGCAAGCAAAAGUUCAAAAGGCACUUGAUGUCACAAGGGAAUCUUUUCCCAAUGAGCUCCAGUUCAAUAUUUUAAUGAGAUUUACUGUUGAUCAGACUCAGACACCCAGCUUGAAGGUAAAGGUUGCAAUUCUCAAAUAUAUAGAGACACUUGCACAGCAGAUGGACCCAGGAGAUUUUAUAAAUUCAAGUGAAACUCGUCUGGCAGUAUCUCGAAUUAUUACUUGGACAACAGAACCUAAAAGUUCAGAUGUUAGGAAGGCUGCACAGUCAGUAUUGAUUUCUCUCUUUGAGCUCAAUACCCCGGAGUUUACAAUGUUGUUGGGUGCUUUACCAAAAACCUUUCAGGAUGGUGCCACAAAGCUGCUUCACAAUCACCUCCGGAAUACAGGAAAUGGUGGCCAGGGGUCCAUGGGAAGCCCUUUAACAAGGCCUGUUCCUCGCUCACCAGCUAGUUGGUCUAGCCCCAUCACUUCCCCAACCAAUACAUCCCAAAAUACUUUGUCACCAAGUGCAUUUGAUUAUGACACAGAAAAUAUGAAUUCAGAAGACAUUUAUAGUUCUCUUCGUGGGGUGACUGAAGCAAUUCAGAACUUUAGCUUCCGCAGUCAAGAAGAUAUGAAUGAGCCAAUGAAACGGGAUCCCAAAAAAGAGGAUGGCGAUUCAAUUUGCAGUGGGUCUGGAAUAGUGGAUCUGCGAGCAGGAGGUGGUGCCACUGAUACAGGCCGAACAGCUCUUGACAACAAAACCUCAUUGCUUAACACAAUGCCGUCUCAUUCUUCCCCACGAUCACGUGAUUAUAACCCAUACAAUUACUCAGAUAGUGUUGGUUCAUUUAACAAAUCAGCUUUAAAAGAGGCCAUGUUUGAUGAUGAUGCAGAACAGUUUCCUGAUGAACAUCCACUGGACCAUUCUGACCUGGUUGCAGAAUUGCUGAAGGAACUGUCAAAUCACAAUGAGAGAGUAGAAGAACGGAAAGCUGCUCUCUACGAGCUAAUGAAAUUGACCCAAGAAGAGUCUUUCGGUGUUUGGGAUGAGCACUUCAAAACAAUUCUGCUUUUAUUACUUGAAACCCUUGGGGACAAAGAGCAUGCAAUUAGAGCACUGGCAUUGAAAGUUUUAAGAGAGAUUUUAAGACACCAACCAGCAAGAUUUAGAAAUUAUGCAGAGCUUACAAUCAUGAAGACACUAGAAGCUCAUAAGGACCCCCACAAGGAGGUUGUAAGAUCUGCUGAAGAGGCUGCUACAAUGCUGGCUACAUCAAUAAGCCCAGAUCAGUGCAUCAAAGUACUUUGUCCCAUUAUCCAAACAGCAGAUUAUCCUAUAAACCUGGCUGCAAUCAAAAUGCAGACUAAGGUGAUAGAGAGAGUACCUAAAGAAACGCUUGCUCAGCUCUUGCCAGAGAUAGUACCAGGUCUAAUACAGGGCUAUGAUAACUCUGAAAGCAGUGUUCGGAAGGCUUGUGUCUUCUGUCUUGUAGCCAUUCAUGCAGUAAUUGGUGAUGAACUGAAACCGCAUCUCAGCCAACUCACUGGCAGCAAAAUGAAGUUGUUGAACCUUUACAUCAAACGUGCACAAACAGGCUCUGGAGCAGGUGACUCAGCGGCAGAUGUUCCUGGACAAAGCUAGUGAUGCUGUUGUUCUCACAGAAGAAAAGACACAUCAGUAAAAGGAAAAGUCUCAAACUAAACUUUUGGAACUCUUCAUUUUUGUUGGAGGUUUUUUUUUUUCCUUUUUUUUUUCCUUAAUGGAGGGCUAUUCUCAGCCUGCAUGUGACUGUUGCAGUUAUUCCAUAUCCAAGGGAAAAGAAAAGAAAAAAACAGUAUUAAUAUCACCUGAUUGAAGCAAAAUAAAUUUUUAAAUCUAAUCCAUCAUGUUUUCUGUUCACACUCCUCUGUGUGUCUUCCCAUUAAUUUUCAUCAGUGUUACUGUACAUUUUUCUUUUUUAAACAACAACAACGACCACCACCACCACAAACCUAAUUAAACAGGAAUGCUUUAAGCUUUAAAAGCUAACAUCUAAAUUUCCUUGUUUUUCUUUGUCUACAAAGUAACAUGACUUUGUAUGGCUGUUUUUAUUCAAUUGCUAUGGGUGUUUUGUUUUUCUUUACUUUCUUGAACAUAAGAACAAAGCCGGACUGGUCUGAAUUGCAACUCGUUUCCUGUACUGGAGUUGCAUCCUCAUGGGCAUGUCUUAAGUCAGAUAAUAGAGUCUGAAAGCAAGCAGUGCCCAAUAAUUAAAAAAAAAAGAAAGAAAAGCUGGACUGAUCCAGUAUCUAAACACGGUUCACAGUUGAGUAUGUUUGUCCCAUAUAUAAAAAUUCCGUUCAAACUAGGAGGACAAGUCAGUGCCGCCUAUGUGGAAGACAUCCUAUUCAGAACACAGUGUUGCAGAACUGGGGGAAUGUGACACCCUGAUUUUCCAAAUUCAAGUUAAGCAAAGUCACUUAAUGGAUAUGAACCAUUCUUGUCACCAUCCCUUCCUCAAGCAGGAUGCUUCAGAGUGGAGUGCUCUGCACAAGCAUGCUCAGUAUGUAUUUAUCUUUAUCACUAGAAUGUUUCCUCUCAACCUAAUUACUGGAACUAAUCGUUCUACCAUUUUAACUCGCGUAGGGAUAUAGGACAGCAAGCACUGCGGAAAGCUUUUUCAGCAAUGAAUUUUUUUAUUUUUUUUUUGCAAGAACAGGUGUUUGUUUGUUGACUUACGGGGGAGGGCUGGGGAAAAGAAUCACAAGCACUAUAGAUCUUGAAACCCUUGGUUGAGGGUUUCAAUUUGAAUUGUUUGGGAAGGCAGCACCAAAUUUAUUGCAUGGUUUCCUUGAAAUGGUGUCAUUGAGACCAUCUGGAUAGAGAUGUGGAAAUGUUUUCAGGUUGUUUCUGUAACUUUUUUUUUAACUUUGUUGUGAAUAAUGCAUCUUUGUAUUUAUGGAUUUCAUAACUGAGAGAAUGAAAAUCAAGAAAAUGUUCCCCAAAGUCUUCUGUUUCUCAGAUUUAACCACCAUCUACUGAGUUUCUUAGCUGAGAGAUGGGAGUGAGAUCAGCACCCUUCUCACAAUGGCUAGAACCUAGAUCUUGUGACCAUAGUUACAUAAUCUAGUUUUAAGGAUUGUGUUUUAUAGGAGAGAAGAUAGCAGUGCCAACGAUUCUGGUUUUUCUGUGCUAGGCUAAGAUUCUCUCUACCUCUCCAGGGUGGAAACUUUUGACUGAGCUGCUACCCAUAAUGUCUUGUGGGGGGGAAAUUGUCUAUAGAAAUAUUUUUUUAUUUCAUUUUUGUUCAUUUACUAUUGUGUAUUCAAAACCCAAUUCUUUUACCAUGCAGCCAAAUACCAUUUUUAAAAGAGCUAAUAAUACUUUACUUGCUAAUUACCUUGAAAAAUUGAAUACUUGGAGUUACAUAAUUUAAUAAAUUACUUUGACUUUGAUCAGAAGUUGUUCUGACUGGGAAAGAUGAGAGAUGUGGUUAUAAAAGAAGCAUUUGCUGUUGAAGAAAGCUGUUUAUCUGGGAAAAUAUUUUAGAAAUAUAUGUAAAAAAAAAAGCAACCUUAAUUGUCAUUAUUCGUCACUGGCUUUUUUUUAGCAGCUUCAUCAGGAAAAUAGUCUCCCCUUUCUCAUUUCCAUAUGUGUAACAUUCUUGUUUUCUACUGUUCUAUUACAUUGUGUAUUUAUAGUUCUCUGCUUACCAUUGUGCAUAUACAGGCAAUAAAAUGUACAUAACAUUACUUGAAAAAUUUAA
Lacerta agilis (Sand lizard) is the source of this 6875-nucleotide messenger RNA. RefSeq names its product cytoplasmic linker associated protein 2 (gene CLASP2). Lineage: Eukaryota; Metazoa; Chordata; Lepidosauria; Squamata; Lacertidae. Gene Ontology annotation, molecular function: microtubule binding. Gene Ontology annotation, biological process: mitotic spindle assembly. The record is from RefSeq and is a predicted model, not a curated record. Gene Ontology annotation, cellular component: mitotic spindle; microtubule organizing center; cytoplasmic microtubule.